CGUCUAUCCUGUAUUAUAUAUAACGGAGCUAUUUUAAAGAUAAGUGCUACGGUUGCAUGUUUUCAAUUUUGAAGUUGAAGCAUAGUUUGGAUGCCAAUGGCCCGCUUUCACACUCGUUCUCCCAUCAUUGUAUUCCUCACCGUGCUGUUCAUAGUGCAGGUUUGGAAAGUAUCCACACAUGCAGUUGAGGAUAAUGUGAAGUUUGUAGAGCUGCAGACUGAUGUGGGUGAUAACAGUUAUGGAGGAGUGAAGGCUCAUAUCGUGCAGACUGUGAUAAGGAAUGCAAUAGGAGAUGCUCCAAGGCAUCAUUGCAUAAUAGGUGUCUCAAGUACUGCAGAAUAUGCUGUGAGAAAUGUAACUGCGUUCCACCUGGUACAUAUGGCUACGGAGAUGUUUGCCCUUGCUAUGCCAAUUUGAAGAACUCCAAGGGUGGACACAAAUGCCCUUAGCACAUUAUCAUAGCCAUAUAAUAAUCCCCAUUCUUUCCUUGAGAAUGGAUGAUAUUUUAUUAAAUUUAUGUUCAAUCUUUGAAUUCAUAUUUUAAUGUAAAAAUUGUUCCA
This is a messenger RNA of Cryptomeria japonica (Japanese cedar), 560 nucleotides long. Its product is annotated as cypmaclein-like. Lineage: Eukaryota; Viridiplantae; Streptophyta; Pinopsida; Cupressales; Cupressaceae. The transcript is spliced from 4 exons. The record is from RefSeq and is a predicted model, not a curated record. The coding region runs from base 91 to 417 and encodes 108 amino acids.